CAUUCCGCAUGCAAGGCACCUAAAAAGUCACGCAAGCUACGUUAUAUAUGUACUAAAUCAAUCCAACCCAAGAGAAUCAGCUCAAGUACACAGCCAUGGAGAUUGUGAGGAAACAAAUACUUUCCAUUGUAUUUGUAACACUUGUACUGGUGCCAUCACCCAAUAUCGCACUUGCGCAGCUUGGGCCGCUCUGCAUAUCUCAGUUUUCGGUAGCCAACCAGGCAUGCGCAUUGCUUCCGAUCGGAGAUGGGCCGGAAAUUGUUGAAAAUCAUAUCGAGGAUUCCACAGAUGAUAGUGCACCAAACAGCCAUGAUGUACACGAGGGUGGUGUGCCAGAGCAUCAUGAUGAACAUAGGGACGGUGGGUCAAACCAUCGACAUGGACACACCGGCAACGUGCCACACCACGGACAUGGACAGGUCGGCAGUGGGUCACACCACGGGCAUCACCAUAGGAGCCAGCACGGGCAUCAUCGUAGCGGUAAAAAACAUGCACACCAUCGUAGGGUGGACAGGAAUUGCUGUAGAUGGCUGAAAGAGUUGGAUGAUAGGUGUGUCUGCCAGGUGUUGCUUCGUUUGCCAAAUUUUCUCAGCGUGCCUGACCAUGCAUACACUGUAGAGGUCGGGAGCGAAUGUAAAGUGACUUACAAAUGUGAAGGGUUAUUGGGUUGAACGAUGGUAGGUAUAGUCCAACCAUCUCUCCACCCUACACGUGGCAAGGUGAAUUAUCAAUCUGAACCAUCCAUCUAGUUGGAUCAUAACAAACAUUAACUGUUGUUAUUUCAGCCUGUCGCUAGUCGCUUCUGUGACACUAAUAAGAUGGAAAGGAUCA
Molecule: messenger RNA, 831 nt
Organism: Magnolia sinica
Lineage: Eukaryota; Viridiplantae; Streptophyta; Magnoliopsida; Magnoliales; Magnoliaceae
Exons: 1
Coding region: 96-671 (191 amino acids)
Source: RefSeq, a predicted model, not a curated record